ACAGAAAUAGAGUCCAGUUUAGAUACUUCAAUAAGAACUUCAUGAAUGCCUCUGGAGACAAAUUUUCGCAGGAAUCGAUAGGACGCGCAAGAUGUGAGGAAUUAGCAAAGUCUUCUUCGUUUUACCGGAAGGUUUACUCGGAGAUAGAGGAAGUAGGAUGGGAACCGCUACGAAGAUUAGGUGGAGAUUUAACGUUUUUCAGCUUUCACAUUCAAGAUAAGAAGGGAAGAGCACACAUCUUAGAAAUUCAAUUGGACAGAGACUAUCCUAAAUCCAAACCUUCUGUUUCCGCGGAUGUGCCGUACAUGUUUACUCUACAAUGGUCAACAACAAGCUCAAGACUGAAGGAUGUGAUGCUCCAGUUCCAAAAGCAUGUGGACAAUCUUCAAGAAUUUUGGUCUGUCUUGGACGAUAUCGACAAAUCUCUGUGUGUUGUUGAUGCUAAGCAACCAUCUCGUGCCUCUCCUGUCCGUCGUAUUCAUGCUGGAAACGAUUGCAUCCUCAUUGUUCAUGUCAACUUCAACGACCCUAAAUCCCUUCCAGAGUGCCGGUUUAUUGGUCCUGAGCCUCAAGCCAUGGAUAUCAACAACUUACAUAUGAUGUGCAGAAGAAAUAGCAAAAAAUGGUCUUUCCCAUUUUCAAUCUCUUUUAAUAGGUCAAAGGAAAAGUCAUUUCUCGAGAACCUUGAAUGUGUUCUAGGCACUGAGCUUCCAAGGCCUCAAGGUCUCCAAGAGGAAGACGAUCAUCAGCAAGUUGAUUGCGGAAUCUGCUAUGCUCAGUUUCUACCCACAGGUGAUUUCUCAACCGAAAAAACAAUAAACAAGUCUUUAUAUAGUUCAGAAUAG
Thlaspi arvense is the source of this 845-nucleotide messenger RNA. The record is from the annotation of a GenBank genome assembly. Lineage: Eukaryota; Viridiplantae; Streptophyta; Magnoliopsida; Brassicales; Brassicaceae.